Messenger RNA from Daucus carota subsp. sativus, 3186 nucleotides. RefSeq lists its product as uncharacterized. The record is from RefSeq and is a predicted model, not a curated record. The transcript is spliced from 3 exons. NCBI's taxonomy places the organism in Eukaryota, Viridiplantae, Streptophyta, Magnoliopsida, Apiales, Apiaceae. Bases 1 to 3186 code for a protein of 1061 amino acids.
AUGGAUAGAUCAUGGUUGAGGGCUGAUAGGAGAACACGGGAGUUUCAAUUGGGUGUGAAUGAAUUGUUGAAUUUUGCAGUACAAAAUGGGUGUGAUGCAAACAAAAUUAGUUGUCCUUGUAUAAAAUGUGCACACAGUAAAUCAUGGAACGCUCAAAUGGUGAAAGAUCAUCUUUUUCAGAAUGGUAUUGAUGAGACCUACACAUGUUGGAUUUGGCAUGGAGAGAAUGAUACAGACCAAAGUCCAAUGGCCACUGAACAUACUGAUAGUUCACAAUCUGUGGAACAAAUCCCCAUCAAAACAGAUGGAGACGAUGAUCUUUCCCUGGAUUCCUCAGAUUUGUUAAGGCAUCUACAAUCUGAAAAUGAACCUCUGUAUUCAGGAUGUGAAGGGUUUACCAAGAUGACAGCUUUAGUGAAGUUAUAUAACUUGAAAGCAAAAUUCGAGAUGUCCGAUAAUUGUUUCUCUGAACUCCUACUUCUGGUUGGCACUAUGCUUCCAGAAGGUAACUCUCUUCCUUCUUCCUUUGGUGAAGCUAAGAAGGCCUUGUGUUCUUUAGGAAUGGAGUACGAAAAAAUACAUGUGUGUCCGAAUGACUGCCUUUUAUAUCGUGGUGAUAUAGAUGAAGAUGAGUCUAGUUGCCGCAUUUGUCAUGCCUCAAGAUGGAAGAAGAACAAAAAAGGAGAGGACAUUGAAGGCAUUCCAGCCAAGGUUCUUUGGUAUUUUCCGUUAUUGCCACGAUUGAGAAAUUUGUUUAAUUCACCUCAAACGGCAAAGGACCUAACCUGGCACCACACAGAGAGAGUGAAGGAUAAUAAAAUACGUCAUCCUGCAGAUUCAAAAACAUGGAAGGACGUCGAUGAGAAGUGGCCUGAAUUUGCUUCUGAACCUAGAAACCUUCGGUUGGCUUUAUCAUCUGAUGGUUUUAAUCCUUUCCACGGCAAAGGUACCGAUCACUCUUGUUGGCCUGUUUUGCUAUCAAUUUACAAUCUUCCACCGUGGAUUUGUAUGAAAAGAAAGUAUAUAAUGCUAUGUCUACUGAUAUCCGGACCAAAUCAGCCCGGAAAUGACAUUGAUGUAUUUCUUCAACCACUAAUAGAAGAUCUGCAGAAAUUAUGGCAUGGAAAGCAAGUGUAUGAUGCAUACAAGCAGGAGUCUUUCCUACUCAGGGGCAUAUUAUUGUGGACAAUCAGCGACUAUCCAGCAUUUGGUAGCUUAUCGGGCAACAUUGUCAAAGGCUAUAACGGUUGUGUGGUAUGUGUUGAUGAGACAAAAGCUACAAGGCUUCCUAAUUACAAGAAGACAGUGGUUAUGAGGCAUCGAAGGUGGUUACCACGUGACCACCCAUAUCGAAAACAGAAAGCAGCGUUUGAUAACACGGUUGAAAAAGGUUCUGCACCUAUUCCUUUAACAGGGGAGGAAGUUUUUGAAAGAGUACAACAUUUGCGAGGCCAUGUCUAUGGUAAGACACAACGAAAACGAAAGCGAAAUAAAAAUGAUCCUCGUCCUGUUUGGAAGAAGCAUUCUAUUUUUUUCCAACUCGAGUACUGGAAGUUCUUGCCGGUGAGGCAUAUUCUCGAUGUCAUGCAUAUCGAGAAAAACGUAUGUGAAGCUUUAUUAGGUACUUUGCUCAAUAUACCAAAAAAGACAAAAGAUAAGGAAUCUGUUCGUCUUGACAUGGCUGCAAUGGGAAUAAGAUUGAAUCUCAGGCCAGAAACGGCAGGGAAAAAGGAGAAAUUGCCUUUGGCAUCUUGGAAUUUGACCCAUCAGGAAAAGAAAAUUGUUUGCUCAUCAUUUUUAGGAACGAAGUUGCCUGAUGGAUUUUGUUCUAAUAUUAGAAGUCUAGUAUCAAUGGAAACUCUCCGACUCACCAAAAUGAAAUCUCAUGACUGCCAUAUGAUUUUACAUCACUUACUCCCAAUUGCGAUUCGGUCAUCACUGCAUAAGAAGGUCAGGGACACUGUUAUUAGAUUUUGUCUCUUCUUUAAGGCUAUUUGUAGUAAAGUCAUUGAAGUUGAUAAAUUGGAGAAAAUGCAGUCUCAAUUGGUUAUAACAAUAUGCCAACUUGAAAAAUAUUUCCCCCCUUCCUUGUUUGACAUAAUGAUUCACCUUUCAAUUCAUCUUGUGCGAGAGGUUGAGCUGUGCGGACCAAUUUUCCUUAGGUGGAUGUAUCCAUUCGAAAGAUACAUGAAAACAUUCAAAGGAUAUGUAAGAAACAGGGCUCGGCCAGAGGGUUGUAUUGCAGAGGCAUAUAUUGCAGAGGAGGCAGUUGAGUGUUUAGUUAAUUUUGAAGAAGCAACUGUCGGAGUUCCAGAAAAUGGAAGGCGUACAAAGGAUUUAAUUUGCAGACCACUAUCUGGUGCCACAAUGAUCACCCCGAGCAUCAAAGAUUUAAACCUUGCACAUUUGUGCGUCCUACAAAAUAGCACGGAUGUUGUGCCAUAUUUUGAUGAACACAUGUCAUUCUUGAUGGACGAAUUCCCAGAACAUGGAAAUGAUGAUAUGUGGUUAAAGAACAAGCAAAAUGAAACUUUUCCGAAAUGGUUUAAAGAAAAGAUUGCAUCAGAUUUACUAGAUGGGAAGGAGAUACCACACGAGAUAAGAUGGAUUGCAGAUGGGCCUAACAGCGAUGUGCCUACAUUCAGUGGUUAUAAGGUACAUGGGGUUCCAUUUAGCACCAAGUCUCGGGAUGAUGCACGUCAAGUUCAAUGUAGUGGAGUGUGUGUAGAUGCUGAAACAAUGGUUGUGCAAGCUACUGACAGAAAUAUUAAUCAUACGUCACAUACAUACAAUGGAGUUAUAAAUAAUAUAUGGGAGUUGGACUAUAACAGCUUUAGGAUCCCUCUUUUUUUAUGCAAAUGGGUUGAUAUGAAUAGAGGGAUCAAGACUGAUGAACUAGGAUAUGUAUUAGUCAAUUUGAACAAGUCUGGUUUUUUGAAUGAUCCAUUUGUAUUAGCAACACAUGUUAAGCAGGUUUGUUAUAUUGAUGACCCCCUCGAGAAAUCAUGGUCAGUGGUAUUGAAGUUUCCCGAGAGAAAACACUACGAUGAUAUUGAAGAUGAAAAUGAAGGAUCCGUUGAAGUUGAGCUUGAGUCUGAGUUUUUUAUGCCCGAUUUACCAGAUGAUGAUUUGCACGAGGAUGCUAGUUACAUGCGUGAUGUAGAUGAACGAAUUCAACUAGAAUGA